Molecule: messenger RNA, 1224 nt
Organism: Hibiscus syriacus
Lineage: Eukaryota; Viridiplantae; Streptophyta; Magnoliopsida; Malvales; Malvaceae
Product: cathepsin B-like protease 3
Exons: 13
Coding region: 1-1224 (407 amino acids)
Biological process (GO): regulation of catalytic activity
Cellular component (GO): lysosome
Molecular function (GO): cysteine-type endopeptidase activity
Source: RefSeq, a predicted model, not a curated record
AUGGCGGUACCCCCAACACCUAAUGAUUCCGUCAAGUAUGGGACUUCUUUGAAGUUUCUACAUUUCUUAACAGCACAAAAAGGGGAGCUACCAAGCAGUAGGUACGUUGUGAUCCCCAACAUCUCUUUUUGCCCAUUUAUUUGGAAAACGAAGGAUAUGGCUUCCCCCCUGUUGUUUUUGGCUACCUUUUUGUUGCUUCUCUCCAUGGUUCACCCAAAGGUGACUGCUGUGGAACAACUUUCAGUAGUCAAGCUUAACUCUCGGAUCAUUCAGGAUUCAAUCGUAAAACAAGUCAAUGAAAACCCCAAGGCUGGAUGGGAAGCUACCCUGAAUCUGAGAUUUUCUAAUUACACUGUUGGUGAGUUUAAGCACCUUCUUGGAGUCAAAUCAACACCUAAGAAAGAACUUCUGGGCAUUCCUGUGGUAACUCAUGACAAAUCUUUGAAUUUACCAACUGCUUUCGAUGCUAGAGCAGCUUGGCCACAAUGUAGCACAAUUGGAAGAAUUCUCGAUCAGGGUCACUGUGGUUCUUGCUGGGCUUUUGGUGCUGUUGAAGCUCUAUCUGAUCGAUUCUGUAUCCGUUUAGGCUUGAACGUUUCUCUGUCUGUUAAUGAUCUACUUGCAUGCUGUGGCUCUGAAUGUGGAGAUGGUUGUGGUGGAGGGUAUCCGUUCUAUGCAUGGGAAUACUUGGUCGGCAGUGGUGUUGUCACUGAAGAGUGUGAUCCAUACUUUGAUGACAUUGGUUGCUCUCACCCUGGUUGCCCUGUAUACUCGACUCCCAGUUGUGUGAAAAAUUGUGUUAAUGGAAGCCUUCUCUGGAAUAAAUCGAAACACUACAGUGUCAAUGCAUAUAGGGUCGAGUCAAAUCCAGCUGAUAUCAUGGCAGAGGUUUAUAAGAACGGACCAGUUCAGGUCUCCUUCACUGUUUAUGAGGAUUUUGCUCACUACAAGUCCGGAGUUUACAAACAUGUGACAGGCAGUUUUUUGGGAGGCCAUGCAGUUAAGCUGAUUGGAUGGGGAACUUCAGAUGAUGGAGAAGAUUAUUGGCUUCUUGCAAACCAAUGGAAUAGAGGUUGGGGUGAUGAUGGUUACUUCAAGAUCAUAAGGGGCGUAGAUGAGUGCGGUAUCGAAUCCGAUGGCAUAGCCGGUUUGCCAUCCGCCAAAAAUCUUCACGACGUUGCAGAUCCGGGGAUUGUCGAAGACGCUGAAGUUCAUAUAGAUUAA